This is a messenger RNA of Fomitiporia mediterranea MF3/22, 4437 nucleotides long. Its product is annotated as FAD/NAD-binding domain-containing protein. Bases 2774 to 4276 code for a protein of 500 amino acids. The transcript is spliced from 13 exons. Gene Ontology annotation, biological process: NAD+ metabolic process; L-tryptophan catabolic process; quinolinate biosynthetic process. Gene Ontology annotation, molecular function: NAD(P)H oxidase H2O2-forming activity; kynurenine 3-monooxygenase activity; FAD binding. The record is from RefSeq and is a predicted model, not a curated record. NCBI's taxonomy places the organism in Eukaryota, Fungi, Basidiomycota, Agaricomycetes, Hymenochaetales, Hymenochaetaceae. Gene Ontology annotation, cellular component: mitochondrial outer membrane.
GAUUUAUACCGCAUUAACAGUACAUCUGAGAAGACAUGGAAGACGACGUGCAAACCUGCACCGAUAUCGCCUACGGUCCACUUGCCGCCCACAAGCUCGACGUCUACAUCCCGCUUACAGCACGUUUACGCCCGGCCGAUACUUCAUUCCCGCUCGUCGUCUUUGUCCAUGGCGGUGCAUGGCGCUCGUGAGUUUCCGUCCUUUCUGUAGAAUCUGUACAAAUUUCAUCCCAUUUUCACAAAUCCGCAGUCUGUCUGCACCGCAUCACCUUUGCAAUCCGUAAUCUCCAUUAUUAUUGUUCCAAUUAUCCUCUGCAUCGCUUGAGACUAACCACUGUAUAAUAUUACAUCCGCUACGCCGAUCUCGCGCAGCGAGGAUAAGGCUGAUCAUGCGCAGCUCGCGAAGCGCAUCGCAAUUCGUACAGGAUGUACAGUCGCAGUUCCAAAUUACCGUCUCUCUCCGCAGAACGUUGACGCCAAGCCGGAGGACACGAUACACCAUCCAGUGCAUGCGCAGGACAUCCUCAGCGCACUCACUUUCCUGGGGCCCGAAUCUGACGAAAAGAUAGUAAAGAGGUUUGACGCACCAUACGACCAGCGUCGUAUCUUCCUCAUAGGCCACAGCUGCGGCGCGCAUAUACUCAGCUGCCUAUUCGUCGACUCAUCCGCCUCGACGCCCGAGCUUACACCCCAACCCGCCUUGCUUGCCGCUACGCGUGGUAUUGCAGUAUCUGAAGGCAUCUUCGAUAUCGAUCUCUUGCUUUCCAGUUUCCCUAACUAUCGAACUUGGUUUAUCACGAGUGCCUUUGGCGAUAAGCCGACAUACGAUGAAUUCAAUGUGGUCGCCUAUCCACUCCGCGAAGGGGCUAAACAUAUCCAUUGGUUUGUGAUACACUCACCUAAUGAUACAUUGGUGGACGUCAAGCAGGCAGAGGCAAUGUACGCGCAUCUGAAAGAACUCGAAGCACAUAGCAAGCACGGGGAUACUGUUCGGAACGACUGGACCACAAUCACCUCGGAGCACAACGAAAUGCUAAAAACGAAAGCAUACAGUGACUUAGUCGGAAAUUGGAUUAACAGCCUACAUUUCCACUAAAUUCUUUCCAAUAUAAAUAAUGACAAUAUAUGCAAAGGAUGUAACGUCAAUAUCUAAAUAUUCUCUCUGCUUUAUUGCAGCUCUAUCCCUGACUUCUCGACUUCUUCAAACACACGGUCGAGCGCUGCAGCCGCCACAUCGCAGUCCUCCUUAGUGUUGUAUAAUGGCACUGGCGCGAGACGGAUCACGUCUGGCUUGCGUUCAUCUCCUAUAACACCGAAACUCUUUAAGCCAUCAGCUAUGCGCUGCAUCACGCCACAUGCAGGCGGGAGGAUCAGCAGUGAUAGCUGCAUCCCCCUUGCCUCCGGAUCGAGGGGUGUUAUGAUCGUAAAUCCUAACUUUCCAUUUUCUCCUUUGUUUCCUUGUGUGGAAGAUUUAUCAACAUCACUCGUCUCGUCACCCUCGUGACAGAAAUCCGCUCGUGGUCCAUAUAUGCUACGUACAGCUCCGGAUUUGACAUACCAUGGCGACUUUGUCAAUAGGUCUGCUAGAUGGCCAGUGAGUUGUACCGAACGUUGUCGUAAUGUCGGCAUCAUCCCUGCCUGACGAAAUACCUGUAGACUUCCCAAGAGCGCCGCAGCGCUUAGCACGUUUGGGUUGGACUGCUGAAACCCCUGAGCACCGCGAAUUGGUGAGAAUAGAGGUGGCAUUGCGAAGCGUGUCACUGGGUCAUGCCCCCACCAACCAGCGAGCCUUGGUUUCUCAGCGUCUGCCCAUUUUUCAUGUAUAAAUAGGCCGGCAAUAGCCCCUGGUCCGGCAUUGAGGUACUUAUAAGAACACCAUACGGCGAAAUCAACGUCCCAAUCAUGUAAUUGCACUGGGACGUUUCCGAUAGCAUGAGCAAGGUCCCACCCGCAAAUGCAUCCCUUCUCUUUUGCCGCACGUGUGAUGUUCUUUAUUGGAAACCAUUGACCAGUAUAGUACUGUACCCCGGGAAAGAUUACAAGCGCAAUCUCAGGACCCUCACGAUUGAUAGUUUCAAGGAUGUCGUCUUCUCGGAGUGUGUAUUCCCCCGGACGCGGGGAGAGCGCGAGUACGGCGGUGGCAGAGUCGAGACCGUGCAGCUCAACUUGUGAUGCAAAUGCGUACCAGUCCGAGGGGAAAGCCUUUGCUUCACACAAAAUUUUGUAACGCGUCGCACUUGGUUUGUAGAAGUUUCCCAUCAUGAGGUGUAGAUUAUUUGUUAGGCCGCCCAUGCAGGCGACCUCAUACUCUUUCGCACCGACUAAUUCAGCAAGCAAUGGAUUAAUAUGAUCCGUAAUACUCAUCCAAUGGCGCCCUUGUGGAUGGUUAAAAUGUCCUUCAACGGCCCUUGUUGCCCAAAUGCCGAUCUCUUCCUCAACAAGCGUUUGAGCCCGCUUUGGCAAUGCGCCAAGCGAAUUCCCGCAUAGAUAUGUACAGGGUGUGUCCAGUUUGUCGGCUGCAACAUUGCUUCCGCCAACGGCGCGGUUCGUCGGCAAUAUGAACUCCGCUCGCUGCAUGGUCGCUUCUAUGCUGGUAUUUGUUUCUCAGCGGACAGGGUAAUGGUAGACGGUGGCAAAGUGGCGUAGUAUACACAACGCAGCCCGUAGAGGGACCGUCGAUCAAUAUUACGUUUGAAUACCAAGCUCCGAAAUUAUUUGUGAUCAAGCCUAUGCGAUCCAGGAGCUCAACUCUUGUACACUGACGCCACAGCACGAUGGGAGAGAAAAAUGCGCGCAAGGCGGUCGUUGUUGGCGCAGGUCCAGUUGGCUGCCUCGCGGCACUCUCACUAGCUAAGAUGGGUUGGGAAGUCGAAGUCUAUGAGGGGAGACCAGACAUGCGCCUUCCGUCAUCAAAGGCUAGCGCUUCUCUUCGAUCUAUCAAUCUUGCCAUUUCGGCAAGAGGAAUUACUGCAAUCCAGUCAAUCGAUCCCGGUGCUGCUAGCCAUUUUCUCGAGAAUGUGAUACCCAUGAAGGGUCGCAUGAUUCAUGGCCACAGCGGUAAGCAGCAGAGUCAACUCUACGACCGAGACGGGCAGUGCAUAAAUUCAAUAGACCGAGGGCUACUCAACGAGGGGCUACUGGAAGAAGUCCUAGCGCGGCAGACCAUACGCGUAUUCUUCCAACACAAGCUCACGACUGCUGACUUCGACUCUCGUGUUCUGACAUUCCAUGAGUCAGCAGGAAAUAAAGAAGUGACUGUCCCCUUCGACUUUUGCGUGGGGGCGGACGGAAGUUACUCGAAUGUGCGGCGUCAGCUGAUGCGCUGCGUGCGGAUGGACUUCCAACAAACUUACAUACCUCACGAAUAUCUGGAACUCAAAAUGCCUGCAGGAAAAGACGCCGAAGGGAAUCCGACCUUCUUAAUAGACCCCAAUCACCUUCAUAUUUGGCCUCGUCACUCAUUCAUGCUCAUAGCGCUCCCUAACAAAGACAAAUCGUUUACUUGCACGUUGUUUGCUCCCACUGCCGAGUUUGACCGGCUGUCGGAUCCAGAACAGGCCUUGACUUGGUUCGAGAGCUAUUUCCCAGAUGCGCUACCUCUCAUUGGUGAACCAAUCAUCUUGGAAGCUUUCCAAAAUAAUCCUCGAAGCCCCCUCAUCGCCAUUAAGGCGAAUCCGUACUACUACAAGGACCGUGCCGUCAUCAUUGGAGAUGCCGCUCACUCAAUGGUCCCCUUCUUCGGCCAGGGCCUCAACUGCGGCCUGGAAGACGUACGCGUGCUUGAUGUGAUUCUGCGUGGGGAGAAAGUAGAUCCGGCUAACGCAGGGAGCUCCUCGGCGGAUGCGGUAGACAAAAGACUUGCGAGGGCCUUGAAAAAAUAUUCUGAAACAAGACACAGUGAUCUGGUCGCUAUCUCGGACCUAGCUAUGGCAAACUACGUGGAAAUGCGCCAUUCGGUCGCGACGCCUUCUUACUUAUUCCUUCGAGCUCUGAACAACCUGUUCUCAUUAGUGACUUCGAAAUCACAAGGCAUACCGUCCUCGGUCGUCCCGUUAUUGUCUCGCACGCCAUUUCCUUCGCUUUCCCCGGCUGGUUGGAUACCAUUGUACACAAUGGUCACCUUCCGCCCCGACAUUAGCUACAGCACGGCGAAACAAAAAGCAGAGCGACAGCAGAAGAUCCUCACCAACCUUGGCUGGUUGACUUCGGCGAUGGGCAUUUUAGGGGUCGGAUUUGCGGCAUUGAAGCUGGGUCAACAUGCCAGAUCCAUGCAUUAGGUUGUGAAAUAGAAUGACAGAAGAAGUAAAAUGAUGGGGGAAAAAUCCGGAAGAUGUCGUAAGCCUGGCCAAAUGGGCUGCAGCUGAAAGAGCGGGUUUUAAAUGAUAAAAACGAGGUCUGAGGGCCCAAUAUCUGUGAAGAAGUGUGUGCAUGCGGAAAU